Messenger RNA from Arabidopsis thaliana (thale cress), 893 nucleotides. RefSeq lists its product as uncharacterized. Bases 84 to 647 code for a protein of 187 amino acids. Gene Ontology annotation, cellular component: plasma membrane. The transcript has 3 exons. The record is from RefSeq and is marked reviewed. NCBI's taxonomy places the organism in Eukaryota, Viridiplantae, Streptophyta, Magnoliopsida, Brassicales, Brassicaceae.
AUCAUCAAACUAUCACAACAUCUAUUUCUUACCUAACUUCCUUCCCAAGAAACCUAGCAAACCUUAAAGAGUAAAGAGAGAAAAUGAAGUCCGGUCAGGCUGAAAUCAUGGAAACAAGCAAAGGUAUCCAAAAGAGCGGUCUGAUGAGCAGAAGGAUCGCGAUUCUUGAGUUUAUCCUCAGGAUUGUUGCAUUCUUCAACACUAUAGGUAGUGCAAUCCUCAUGGGAACCACACACGAAACUCUGCCUUUCUUUACUCAAUUCAUACGGUUCCAAGCAGAAUACAACGACCUUCCAGCCUUAACGUUUUUCGUGGUUGCAAAUGCUGUUGUGAGUGGUUACCUCAUCUUGUCUCUAACUUUGGCCUUUGUACACAUCGUCAAGAGAAAGACUCAGAACACUAGAAUUCUUCUUAUCAUCCUUGAUGUGGCAAUGUUGGGUCUUCUAACUUCUGGAGCAUCCUCAGCAGCAGCCAUUGUCUACUUGGCACACAAUGGGAACAAUAAAACAAACUGGUUUGCUAUUUGUCAACAGUUCAACUCCUUCUGUGAGCGUAUCUCCGGUUCUUUGAUUGGAUCUUUCAUUGCCAUUGUCCUCCUCAUUCUUCUUAUUCUCCUAUCAGCCAUUGCUCUUUCUCGACGCCAUUGAAGAUCUGGUGUUAGCCUGAAAUAUGAGUUUUCUUUUCCACUGCUUUAAGAAAUGCAUGGUUUGGUGUGUAAAAAUGUUCACUUAAGCUUUUCUUUUCAUUUGUGCUUUUUCUUUUCUCAUCUCCAUUGAUAUUUUGUGUGUGAUAUGUAACGGGCUAUUCUAUCAAAAAUUGUGUUUUGACCAUCUGUUACCACAAUCUCUUAUAUCCUCUCUCCUUUUUGGUGUUCUAUAAUCUAUGCUAAAUCC